Molecule: messenger RNA, 1751 nt
Organism: Dalotia coriaria
Lineage: Eukaryota; Metazoa; Arthropoda; Insecta; Coleoptera; Staphylinidae
Gene: hgo
Product: homogentisate 1,2-dioxygenase
Exons: 6
Coding region: 162-1484 (440 amino acids)
Biological process (GO): L-phenylalanine catabolic process
Cellular component (GO): cytoplasm
Molecular function (GO): homogentisate 1,2-dioxygenase activity
Source: RefSeq, a predicted model, not a curated record
CAAAGUCUCCGCGCCGACUUUGCGAAGAAAACAACUUCCAUGAUCCUAGAUGAGGUGACAAAACUUGUAUUCAAAUAUGCGCACUUUGCGAGCGAGCGCGCAGUUGCACACCAACGACCGGACUGUUAUCAUUGAAAGAAAAAAACUAAAAUUCAUAAAAAAUGGCGACGAAAGAAGAUAAUUAUAAAUAUUUGUCUGGGUUUGGCAGCGAGUUUGUAAGCGAAGAUCCGCGUUGUCCAGGCGCGUUACCCGAAGGACAAAACUCACCACAAAAAUGUCCCUAUGGUUUAUACGCUGAGCAAUUGUCAGGUUCGGCGUUUACUGCACCACGCGCGGAAAACCGAAGAACUUGGCUUUAUAGAAUUCGUCCUUCUGUGGGCCACGGACCGUACACGAAGUUCCCCAAAGGAUUUCUUACACAUGAUUGGGACGAACAGGAACCAGAUCCCAACCAGAUGAGAUGGCGUCCAUUUGACUUACCCAAAACGCCAGAUGUGGAUUUUGUUGAAGGAUUGCAUACGAUCUGUGGUGCUGGCGACCCCAAAAUGAAAUCAGGACUCGCCAUUCAUAUUUAUUCAUGUAGUAUAUCAAUGGAAAACCGAGCAUUUUACAAUGCCGAUGGGGAUCUGCUCAUUGUGCCACAAGUUGGUCCCCUGGAUAUUAAAACAGAAUUUGGCUUAAUGAAAGUCCACCCUAACCAAAUCUGUGUCAUCCAGCAAGGAAUGCGUUUCUCUGUUGCGGUGAACGAGGCAAGCCGCGGUUACAUUUUGGAAGUUUUCGGGCAACAUUUCCAACUGCCAGAUUUGGGUCCCAUUGGCGCAAACGGACUCGCAAAUCCACGCGAUUUUCUCACACCGACAGCUUACUAUGAAGAUAUGCAGAACACAUCUUAUCAGAUUGUCUCAAAAUACCAAGGAGGGAUGUUUGCUUGUAAUCAGGAUCAUAGUCCUUUUGAUGUUGUCGCUUGGCAUGGUAACUACGUGCCUUACAAGUAUGACUUGAGUAAAUUUCAAGUUAUCAACUCCGUUUCGUUUGAUCAUUGUGAUCCGUCGAUUUUCACAGUGUUGACAUGCCAGUCCGAAAAGAAAGGCACCGCAAUCGCUGACUUUGUAAUCUUCCCUCCGCGUUGGUCCGUGCAGGAGCACACUUUCCGUCCGCCAUAUUAUCAUAGGAACUGCAUGUCGGAGUUCAUGGGAUUGAUUCACGGCGCGUACGAAGCGAAGAAAGAUGGCUUCGCACCUGGCGGUGCCACUCUGCACAGUAUCAUGACUCCACAUGGACCAGACGCGAAAUGUUUUGAUUUCGGAUCGAGUGAAGUUUUAAAACCAGCGAGGGUUGCAGAUAACACUCAGGCGUUUAUGUUUGAAAGUUGCUUGGGUUUAGCCGUAACAAAGUGGGGCCUAAAGACAUGUCAAAAGCUAGAAGAGGAUUACUACAAAUGUUGGGGCGACUUGAAAUCCCACUUUACAGGAAUGAAGUUGUGAAUGUUGAUCUACAGUACAAAAUGAACACCCAUCUUUGUUUGUUUGUUGUUUUUUUUUUCACAAAAUUAUGGACUUAAGUAGUUUCUGGAAAUUAACAGUGUUUCGUUCUCAGCGUUGCGAUUAUAAUCCUUAACUUAGUAUAAACAUAAUAGUUGCAAGUAUACGUAAUCAGUGAUUUCUAUCAACCAAGAUCGAUGUUCCAAAUUCUUAAUUAAGUGAUAUAAAUUUGUCAUUAACUAUUAAACAAUAAACUCUAGUUGAAACGAA